Messenger RNA from Chelmon rostratus (copperband butterflyfish), 1320 nucleotides. It is a transcript of the gene kcnf1b, whose product is annotated as potassium voltage-gated channel, subfamily F, member 1b. Bases 1 to 1320 code for a protein of 439 amino acids. The record is from RefSeq and is a predicted model, not a curated record. Gene Ontology annotation, cellular component: membrane; voltage-gated potassium channel complex. The transcript has a single exon. Gene Ontology annotation, biological process: protein homooligomerization; potassium ion transmembrane transport. NCBI's taxonomy places the organism in Eukaryota, Metazoa, Chordata, Actinopteri, Chaetodontiformes, Chaetodontidae. Gene Ontology annotation, molecular function: voltage-gated potassium channel activity.
AUGUGGACAAUUCCGAAGCCAAAUUACAGAACUGGUCUGUGCGCAGAGGGGGAGAUUGCUGUGAACAUUGGCGGAGUCCGGGUGGUGCUUUUCGGGGAUGUUUUGAACCGCUAUCCGGAGAGCAGACUGGCGGAGUUGUUGAAUUGCUCCACUCAGAAUUCUGAAGUCAUCUCGUCUCUGUGUGAUGACUUCGAUCCGGGGAGAAAAGAGUUUUACUUUGACCGGGAUCCCGAUGUCUUCAAGUGCAUCAUCGACGUUUACUACUUCGAUGAAAUCCACAUCAAACGCGGCAUUUGCCCCAUCUGUUUCAUCAAGGAGAUGGAGUUCUGGAAAAUAGACCAAAGUGUUUUAGAUGAGUGCUGCAAAAGUUACCUAAGCGAGAAGGAGGAGGAGCUGAAGGAGAUUGCAAACAAAGUAAAAGUGAUUCUGGAGGAUCUGGAGGUGGAUCAGUGCAUUACGCGCACCCAGCAGUGUCAGAGGUUCCUGUGGAAACUGAUGGAGAAGCCGGGUUCCUCGCUGCCGGCGCGCAUCAUCGCCAUCGCAUCCUUUCUCUCUGUCCUGGUCUCCGCGGUGGUGAUGUGCGUGGGGACCAUCCCGGAGCUCCAGGUGACGGACGCCGAGGGAAAGCUGGUGGAGCACCCGACCCUGGAGGCGAUCGAGACCGCAUGCAUGUCAUGGUUCACCGCGGAGUACAUACUGCGUCUCGCCUCCUCUCCGAACAAGCUGCACUUCGCGCUCUCCUUCAUGAACGUCAUAGACUUCAUGGCCAUCAUGCCUUUUUACGUGGUCCUGUCCCUCACCUACCUCGGCACCACAUCCAUGAUGGAGCUGGCUAACGCGCAACAGGCUGUCCAGGCUCUCCGCAUCAUGCGUAUCGCGCGUAUUUUCAAGCUGGCGCGCCACUCCUCGGGGCUGCAGACCCUGACCUACGCGCUCAAGAAGAGCCUCAAAGAGCUGGGGCUGCUCCUCAUGUAUAUGGGCGUGGGGAUCUUUGUGUUCUCAGCGCUGGCCUACACCAUGGAGCAAAGCCACCCCGAGACCCUCUUCAGGAGCAUCCCGCAGUCUUUCUGGUGGGCCAUCAUCACCAUGACCACGGUGGGCUAUGGUGACAUCUACCCCAAAACCACGCUCGGCAAGUGCAACGCGGCCGUGAGCUUUCUGUGUGGGGUCAUAGCCAUCGCUCUGCCCAUCCACCCCAUCAUAAAUAACUUUGUGGUCUUCUACAAUAAGCAAAAAGUGUUGGAGACUGCGGCGAAGCACGAAGUGGAGCUGAUGGAGCUGAAGUCUGCCAGAGAUGCGCGCAGGAAAAGCAGGGAUUAA